Messenger RNA from Pogonomyrmex barbatus (red harvester ant), 2291 nucleotides. Its product is annotated as sorting nexin-29. Lineage: Eukaryota; Metazoa; Arthropoda; Insecta; Hymenoptera; Formicidae. Gene Ontology annotation, molecular function: phosphatidylinositol binding. The record is from RefSeq and is a predicted model, not a curated record.
UUGAUUUAAGCUGUUUUCUAAGAUGUUGUUUAUCCUAGGCUUUGCGUAUUAUGUCAGCGAUAGUGCCGAAUACAAAUAAUAUAGUAGACCAUGCAGCUGAGAAGGAAAAAUUAUUAGAGGAUUUAUUAGUGUCUGCAAAAGAAUGCCAUGUCAGGUUUGGUGGACGUGCAGAAUUAGCCACAGAAUCAGAAACAUGUGUAGCGAAGCUCUGCCACAUAUUUGAAUUAAUUUUUAGCCAUGGAUUAAAAACAAAUUAUAUAGAAAAAAUCAAUUCUGCAUUCAGACAUGUAUCCGAUUUAGUCUCUGGUUAUAAUGCUCGACCUGGCAAUGUAGUGGAUGCAGCAUUUUGGCCAUGUAUAAAGGAACAGCUUACUUGGCAUGAGCAGGAACGUUUUAGUAUGUUGAGAAAGGUUCAUACUGAUUAUGGUCGAGGUAGAGCAUGGCUGAGAGCUGUCUUGAAUGAAAGAUCUCUAGAACGGCAUUUACAUGCUAUUAUAAAUCCUAGUAGUCUAUCUCCUUAUUAUGAAGAGUGGGCUUUUUUACUUGAUCAAGAAAAAAGUUCUGUGCUACCUAAUGUUACUGCAGGUCUUGGUACAAUUUUAUUUGCAAUAAGAACAGACAAUGAGGAACUUGAUGACCUAAAUGGAAAAGGAAUGGACAGAGGUAGAUACACUCAAUCAGAACCAAUUAUUUCGACGGUAAUCCCAGAACUUCUCCCGUCUGAACAAGAAAAACGAAAAAAGAAAGUACAAGCUCGCAUAAUUUCUUUCGAUGAUGAUAAUGAAGAAGAGGAACAUAAGGAAAUUAUAACUUCUAUUAGUGCACCACCAACAUGCCCUAGUUCUCCUGCGAUAACGCCUAAAGAUUCUACUUCCCCUUGCUUAUCAGAUUCUCAACCUCAAGUCAACUCCAAUGAGAGUACAAUGAUCAAUACGAAACGAGAAUGGGAACUAUGUGAAUCUUUUGAAGAAGAAAAAUUAUUAACUCCUGUAAUGGAUGCUGAGAACUUGGGCGGCCUUGUACCUGUCUCAUCACUUGAUCAAACACUAGAUGAUAUGUUAGUUACUCUGCCAAAUUACUUAGAUGAUUCAGAAGCAACGGAAUCUGCAAUGGAGGCAACAGAACCAUUAGUUGGUUUAGAUUUCCAUGUAGAUCCAGAGACUUUAGAUAUAGAUACAUUACGCAUAAGACUUUUAGCUAUGACGGAAGUAUUGGAACAAGCUAGAGAAGAUGCUAUAACGAGCAGAUUACAAUUGGCUCGUUUUCAGAGACAACACCAACAUUAUUUGGAAAAGCAUGAAUUACAAUUACAAACAUUGAACAGAGAGAAUGAACUCUUACGACAGCAAUUGCGUAAGUAUGUCACUGCUGUUCAAAUGUUAAGACGGGAUUCCAAUUCUACGAUAGUAUCUGAGGAAGAUCCAUCAUUGGAUUAUCACAAUGAAGCGCGACAAUAUGAAGAAAAAUUAAUACAAGUUGCAGAUAUGCAUGCUGAAUUAAUGGAAUUUAAUGCUAGAUUGACAAUGCAAUUGACGAAUAAGGAAAGAUUAGUAAAGAUGCUGCAAACGGAAUUGGAAUGCCUUCGGGGACCGUUGAACGAAGACGAUUUACCUGCGGAACCACCAUGUCUUAUUCACAUAUGGAUUCCAUCGGCGUUUCUUACGGGACAAUCUUCUGAUAUACAUCACGUUUAUCAAAUUUACGUACGUAUAAGAGACAUAGAGUGGAACAUUUAUCGGCGGUAUGCUCAAUUUUAUGCUCUUUAUAGAGAGCUAAAGAAACACGAUGCUAUUGUUACAACUUUCGAAUUUCCGCCAAAAAAGACAAUAGGAAAUAAGGAUGCAAAAUUUGUGGAAGAACGACGACAAAAAUUGCAGCAAUGGUUACGUCGUGUCGUCGGACGUGUAGCACAGUGUUCACCUGUAUUUGCAUGCAGACCGAGCAGACAGACACUCGUAUCUUUGAUGCCUUUCUUUGGUGAUAGUCCUAAUGCUGAGGAAUCGAGGAAAAAUAAUUCUGCAAGAAAUACUUUUUCUUCCUCCCCUCAAUAUAUGGGUUUAUAAUCAUGACAAUUUUUAUAGACAAUUUGUACAUAAUAAAAAAAUUUUAAUUUAAUUGCGUCAGACAAGUAUCUUGUUAUAUACAAUAUACACUGUUGAUAAUUAAGCAAAUAAAAAUAUGUGUAAAUAAAAAUAUAUCUAUGCACAUGUGACUAUAUAAUAUAGACUAUAUAUACCAACAUGUGUAUAAAAUUAAUAUGUAGCAAAAAAUUAUUAAAAGCUGGUCUUUUC